AAGCUUUCACAUGAUGUUUGUGUCAAUACUGUCAGUGUUUAUGUUCGUUUGUGAUGUAAAUAAUACAGUUUGAACAUAAAUAUAAAUCGCAAACUGUAAAUCUUCACGUGGCAUUGUAAAGUUAAGUUUUGGCAAUGGAUCAUUUGGCUCAAGAUCUCACAGUUGCUCUAGAAGAAUCCGAAUCCUGCGGUCCAAUCGCUUUGGAAAACGGCGGAAAAUGGGGCAUGAGGCGAAGGACAAGGUCCGCUGGAAACUUACAUUUGUAUUUGAACAGACCUGGGGAUCACCAUUCAGAUGAAAGUUCUAGCAGUAAUUCAGAAAUGAGGACUGACAAGCACCGAAAUAAAUUGGUUAGCUUUCACCAGUCUGAUUCGGAUGACAUGUCCCUCAGCAUUGCAGUAGCUAAAGCCCUAAAUCAAAGGACUUCUUUGAGAAUGAAGCACCCUAUCCACAAUUUUUUACGAGGUAUAUACCAUACUUUGCACUUCACUUCUCUGCUUCAAAAUGGUGUUAGUCACAGUUUGGAAAGUGAUUCCGUGAACGAACAUUCUCCGGCUCGUCCAAAUCUAAGAAGAAAAAGGAAGUUAAAGAGGAUGAGCAUUGACGAGACUCCCAUCCCACCGUGCGGUAAAAGAAAGAGGUCUCAACGUUUGGAAAUUGUAGACAAUGGCAGAUCUAUCAGACAUACUACAAAAAUAAAACCUUUGCACCAGAGUAUUGUGGAUAAGAUUGAGAAGUUCUGUCAUCCAGGUCUAGCACCUGACGAUCCAAAUUCUAUGGAAACCCAGAGUAUUGACGACAACUGCGACAUUGCCAGCGAGAGUAGCAUUAGUUGGAGUGGUGGUGAGGGCCAUGAAGGGGACGAUGAAUUAACCGAUUGGGCUCCCUCUAUGGACAAUCCGUCUAUUAUAGACCAAUCUCCUUGGAAUGAUACUGACCCUAGGGAAAUCAGAGCAGGUUGCCGAAGGUUGAGGGAGGAGCGACCCAGCUUCAGUAUUAGCACAGGAGCCAACGAAAGGGUGGCCAAAUUCCUCCAGGAUACUACAAAGUCCGAGUUGAGGAUAUACGGUGCAGAACGUGAGAAACUUGGGCAGCUGGCUGCCUUGUAUUCUCUAGAUUUGUGGUUUGAGAGCCCCAGUUCUUCCUUAUUGAGGAAAACAAGUAGGACACCCUCAAUGCAGCCGACACAAAGGCACCAUUCCAGCUUGAGUGCUGUUCAUAAAAGGCUCAGGAUCCACAGCCACAUCGUGUCGUAGAGUUUAAGUUGUCGUUGGAUUAUAUUUAUUUGAUCGGUUUGACUUAAUUUUAAGUUGUUUUCGAGCGGAACGGAUCUAAUUUUGUAAUGUUUUUUAAUUAAUUCUUUCUUAUCGAGGAAGCUAAUUUUCAGUGUUAGUCACAAGAGAAGAUUUGGUAGGAGUGGAGUGGAAUUACUAGACGUACCUACAUAUCUGUGAUUAAAUUAUUGCUGCUAGUUACGGUCCUGUCUAAAAUAAAGAAUUUGUUAAUACAUUAAUAUUUAAUAAAGCAUUUAAUUUG
Molecule: messenger RNA, 1536 nt
Organism: Anoplophora glabripennis (Asian longhorned beetle)
Lineage: Eukaryota; Metazoa; Arthropoda; Insecta; Coleoptera; Cerambycidae
Product: G patch domain-containing protein 2
Exons: 5
Coding region: 135-1256 (373 amino acids)
Source: RefSeq, a predicted model, not a curated record